Guyanagaster necrorhizus is the source of this 1030-nucleotide messenger RNA. RefSeq names its product NAD-P-binding protein. Gene Ontology annotation, molecular function: oxidoreductase activity, acting on NAD(P)H, oxygen as acceptor. The coding region runs from base 41 to 913 and encodes 290 amino acids. The record is from RefSeq and is a predicted model, not a curated record. The transcript is spliced from 6 exons. NCBI's taxonomy places the organism in Eukaryota, Fungi, Basidiomycota, Agaricomycetes, Agaricales, Physalacriaceae. Gene Ontology annotation, cellular component: intracellular anatomical structure.
UUUUUUUUUUUCCCUCUCCCUAUCUAGGUUUUUUACAACAAUGGCUCCCACUGCUUCUGAUAUUGCUGAGCGCCACGCUACCCUUCCUACGUCGGCGGUCGCGCCCAUUUUACAAGACCCUACGAUAAAUCAGCUAUUUGGGCUGAGUGGCCGAACGGCUGUCGUUACUGGCGGCGGUCGCGGCCUCGGAAUAACACUGGCUGCAGCCCUACUGGAAGCCGGUGCUCAUGUCUACUGUCUCGACAUUCUACCGGAACCGUCUCCGAAGGAAUGGGCCGCUCUCGUCGUAAAGUCCAAGGAACAUAACCUAACCGUCAACUAUCGCCAAGUCGACAUCACGAAAUCUGACAUGGUCAAGUCAGUUUUCGAGUCUAUAGCCGCAGAGUCUCCUUGUCCCGUCCGUGUAUUGGUCGCCGCUGCUGGAGUUCAACAGGAGUGCCCCGCGAUAGACUUCAAGACGGACGACGUGCGACGAAUAAUGGACAUCAAUGUUGUUGGCACGUUCAACACCGCCCAAGCAGCCGCGAUCACCAUGUUCAAGCACGGCCUCGGUGGAUCCAUUAUUAUGAUCGCAUCUAUGAGUGGUACCGUGGCCAAUAAGGGGCUGUUCUGUGCUCCAUACAACUCUUCCAAAGCUGCCGUCUUGCAAAUGUGCCGUUCAUUAUCCAUGGAAUGGGCAGGGCAUGGAGUCCGUGUCAACACGAUAAGCCCUGGAUACAUCAAGACCGCAAUGACGGAGAUGCUCUUGGCAGCAAAGCCAGAGCUAGGGAAGCAGUGGGCAGAUGACAACCCCCUUCAGCGUAUCUCCCUUCCCUGGGAAUACAAAGGGUCCGUUAUCUUCCUUGCGUCUGAUGCGAGUUCUUUCUCUACUGGGUCCGAUCUACGGGUUGACGGCGGUCACUGUGCAUGGUAGCAUGGUGGCAUUCUCGCUUUUCCUCUUUUACUUUGGGUCAUCUGGUAGCAUGAGUCUAGCAUACAUUCUCUGUAAUUCAACACUGUUCCUAGAUAUAGAUUGCCGCAAAAAAUCCGG